Messenger RNA from Sesamum indicum (sesame), 549 nucleotides. RefSeq lists its product as uncharacterized. Lineage: Eukaryota; Viridiplantae; Streptophyta; Magnoliopsida; Lamiales; Pedaliaceae. The record is from RefSeq and is a predicted model, not a curated record.
AUGGAUAAGCCGCUUCCUCAGACAUUGUCGGCUGGGUCCACAUCUGACAAGCGUGUUACAUUAGAAAGAUUGCAUGUAGACAUCCGCAAAGUUCAAAGCAUCAUACUGGCUUCCACGUCUAAUGACAUACAGAAGCAGUAUGAUAGGUUAGAUCAUGUCGCCUCAAUUUUGCAACGUAUGAAAGAGGUUUAUGCAUUUCCAAAUGGGUAUACUAGGUAUGUGGACACUAAAGAAUUCUUCAGGAAUAUGAUGGCUGAAGGGUCCUUUGUGCAAGAGCAUGGGGUGAAGAUGCUAUCCCUAGCGAGGAAGCUCGAGAACCUAAAAGUUGGGCUUAAUAAUAACACGUACAUUGACAUGAUCCUUCAGUUACUUCCUCCAUUCUUCGAAUCAUUUAUUAUCAACUCCAAUAUGAAUGGUCUUGAGAAAACCAUCAAUGAGUUGAUAAAUAUGUUGGUACAAUACGAGGCAACGACUAAAAAGUUUGCACUGUCGGUAUUGGUGGAGAGGCUUCGACUUCUAAGGAGAAAGGCAAGAGGGCCGGACAUUUGA